This is a messenger RNA of Pelodiscus sinensis (Chinese soft-shelled turtle), 3544 nucleotides long. Lineage: Eukaryota; Metazoa; Chordata; Testudines; Trionychidae. The record is from RefSeq and is a predicted model, not a curated record.
GUAGAACUGUUGUGUGCAGUGAACCCAAAGAAAUAGGCAGGAAUUAGCUUCCUUACAAGCUCUUGCUUGAAAUACUUUGUUUCAACCAACUUUCUUUUAUGUUUCAGAAAAAUGUCUGGAGCUGAUGACUUUUCGUUGGCAGAUGCUUUACCGGAUCAUUCACCUGCUAAAACCUCCAAUGUGAGCAAUGCAAAAGCUGGUCAACAACCUAGUCAACAACCACAAGGCUGGCCAGCUUCCAAUCCUUGGAACAGCCCAAGUGCUCCACCGACAGGCCCAUCUGGAUUGCCACCAAAUACAUCCGCUUCCAGCGUGCCAUUUGGACCGCCCCCGACAGGAAUGUAUCCUUCAAUGCCCCCUGGACCGCCUGCUCCAUUUCCACCUCCUCCUACUGGACCCUCUUGCCCUCCUCCCAGUGGUCCAUAUCCACCCCCAUCUGUGCCAGGUCCUGUCCCACCUGGGCAAUAUCCUCCACCAAAUAUGCCCUUUCCAGAGCUUCCAAGACCAUAUGGUGGUCCAACAGAGCCAGCUGCACCUCCUGCUCCUGUUGGGCCAUGGGGAUCCAUGCCCUCUGGAGCAUGGGGAUCAACAAUGGGAGGGCAGUAUCAUGCACCUAGUAUGCCAUAUCCACCCCCAGGGCCAUAUGCCACUCCUACCCAGACGCCAGGGGCUGCACCUACAGUGCCAUGGGGUACUGUCCCACCUGGAACAUGGGGACCUUCACCACCAGGUCCAUUUCCACCACCCACAGGAUCAUAUCCAGCUCCAGGACUAUAUCCUACACCCCCUAAUCCUUUUCAAGUGCCAUCUGGUCCUGCUGGUGCUCCAUCAAUGCCUGGUGGUCACCAUCCUUACCGUUGAAUUCAUGCUGGGCAACAAAGUACUGUAGCUUUCCACCUUCAUCCACUAUUUACAGAGAUUUUUAAAUUUUUUGUUUCAGUAACUUUUGGAGAAUUGUGAAGCGCACUCGCCUCUUGUAUGUACUUCUGAGGUAUGAAAGAGCAAUCUGCAUAAAUUUAACUUGCUCAUAUGCUGGCAUCUUUUGUUUUAUUAAAGUGAAUUAGGAUGAACAGACCAAGCCAAAUCCUGUGUUUUUUACAUAAGGCAGAGUUUCCUUUGGGGGAAAGAGAGAGUUGCCAAGUGAGUAAGGAUUACAGGAUCAGGCUUACUGAAAAGUUCAACAUAAAGUGUCAGUGAAUGCUUUAAGUUUUUUUUAUCAGAUUUGUGGUGGUCACUAAAUGGAUGGAUAGUCAUAUUUUGUCUAUUUUCAGGUUAUUCCAGAAUAUUGGUAAAAACAAUAGGCUUUUUUUGAGAUUUCUUUGUGAAGUCUCAAGUAUUUUUAAACAUGCUACAGUAAUUCAGCAUACUAAAGAGAAAUGAAGCAUGUGAAUUUGAAGGCAUUCUCAGCAUAUAUAUAAAUACACACACUCAAGCACAGUUUCUCUUGGAUUCUGGGACUACAGCUGAGCAGUUAAAAGGCAGAAGUCUUAGUCUAACACGUUUGCACACCUGUCCACAUUUGCGAGCAGGCAUUUGUGUGCAAAUCAAGUAGCUGGAUGUGCAGUUCAAUCAAUUUAAAUCCACAAAUGUGAGGUUUGUACGUGAAAAUGAGGGUAUCAUUUUGCCAGCCCAAAAUUAAUAGUAGUGACUGGAAGUUUUGCUUGUUCUCCCUUUAAAGAUAAACUGCUUCCAACUGGGAGAUAAUCCUUUCUCUUAACUUGGGUUCUAGCCAUCUGAAAUUUGGCUUUGCUGCCAAGAUGUAUAAACUCAAUUUGCAUGUUUGAAAAUUAAGCCUGAGUUCAAAUUAAUGUAGUCCAGUGGCUUUUGACAUUCCCACAUAGUCCUUUCAUCUAGCUAGAUCAUUAGAAUACAUCUCUCUUCAGCCAUAUUUUGGAAAUGAGCUGGUUUUAUGUCAGAGCUCCACUGAACAUAGUAACUGGGUAGUCCCUUUGUUCAUACCUAGGUGUAUGUUGUACCUUACUGAAUGACCUGCUCUUAGGUGGUUUUAAUUGAAUAACUAAGAUUCUGCAUUCUGUGUCUUUCAUCUGGAUGAUCACUGCUGUCCAUUUCAUUCUGACAGAGAAUCUUUAGGGAAUUACCAUGAAGAUAGUUUUGCAUUACCAAGACAUUGUUCACUAAGACUUGGGCUCUUUUAAAUUUAUCAUGGUACUUUGAUUACCUAGACUCUUGGACCAUGCAGAAGUUAUUUGAUCUCAGCUAGGGAAGUCUUAUUUAGCCUCUGUUGGUGGAAUUAAAAAACAGAAUUAGUAAUACAUCAGCUCGUUAAGAAAUCCCUUUGCAUAGUGGAACUGUGAAAUCAAGGUACCUUUCUCUUCCCUCCCUUCUUAUGGACUCCUGCAUGCUCAGAGUAGUGGACUUUUAAAAAUAAACUUAGUGGCCCGAUAGUGACGUUGGAAACAGGCUUAGCCUCCAGGAGCAGAAUUGUACUGAAUAGCACCACCUGUGAAGGAAUGGUGGCCAUUCCAGCAUACUGACCUGAGGUCUGAUAAAUAGCCAAGGUAGGUAUGUUUUUAAACUAGGUAGGCAAUAUUGGUUGAUCACAAACUAAGACUUGUCCCUAAUAUUCAGCAUAAAUCAUAGAAUCUAUGAACACUGGAAAUCAGAACCAGAAGAAAUAUUUUUAAAUAGGAUCUUUCAUAAAUUUAAUGCAGCAUGCUAUUCCUAUAGAAUGUACACUUCAAAAAUUCACUGUUGAAUGGGCUUAAAUUUCUCCAAGACUCAUGACUUUGUACACGUGACUAGCAAACCUGCUUUGACUGCAUCUGCAUUUGACAUCUGCAGCCUUAGUCUGUACAUUAAGCUAUGUUUUCCUUAGCUCAUUUAAAUGAAUUGAUCCUAUAGUUUCAACACCGUGGAUUGAACAUGUACUGGUCUAGGUCUGUUUGUAGGAGAAGGGCCAGAUAUAGCAAAUACAAACUAGGUGUAGAAAUGAUUUUAAAUUGGGAUUAUCAAAAGUAAAUAAAAUAGAUGUCUGGGUUCUUCCCGGAAUAGGCAGGAUUUGUUAUUGGAAAGGUUAGGCUAAAAUUCAGAUAUAUGGGACACUUUUAAUGUAUAUUCAUAUUGCUUGAAGUCAUGAAAACUGUUUCAUAUCCCCUUUGUUUUGUGAGCAAGGUUCCUUGCAUAGCAGUGAAAGGGUUUUACCUGUUAAUCUAUUGUGUAAAAGCUCAAGUUGUCACUAUGUACUGUGUAGUAACUUUAUCACAUGUAUUGUCAAGUGUGAGCAACUUCUGGCCUGAAGCUUUUGCGAUGGAAUUUGUAAAUUUCUAUGCAUCAUUUAAGUUAAAUUGCUGAGAAGUUUGUUUUGACUUGUGCUUUGAGAUUGACAUUCUGCAUUUGUUUACAAUAUUAAAUAUAAGCAAUCACACCUUAAAAGUAUAGACUAUCACCUGCUGCUGUAUUUUCUUUAGAUGAGACAAAUAUUGCUGUAUGAUAGUGAAAGGCUAUAAAAACAGGAUUUGAUAUUUUUUUGAAAAUGCUGUCACUUUUGUAUAAGAUUAGACAUUAAACGUAUUUUCAAGACUGA